Messenger RNA from Clonostachys rhizophaga, 594 nucleotides. Lineage: Eukaryota; Fungi; Ascomycota; Sordariomycetes; Hypocreales; Bionectriaceae. The record is from the annotation of a GenBank genome assembly.
AUGGAGAUGGAGCCGUUCAUCAUGCCGAUGUGGAACCCCGCAGAACACCGCACGGAGGGACACACGGCGCCGAUAAGAACGAUCACGGUCAACUCAAUCCGGAGGAAGAUAUCAACACUAUCAGCAUCAGCAGAUUUCUACGAGUCGAACAAGCCCCGAAACACCUACCCCUGGGCGAGAGCUGCUGCCUCACUGCCAGUCGGUCGCCGCUCGUCCCUAGCAGGCGUCGCCUGCAUGCGAACAAAAUACGUACCUCCCGAGGACCCGGCUGGGACUUGCAUGUCCGUGGGUGCUACCAAUGAGGGAAACAAGGUAGCGGCUUGGUCAAAGCCGCCCAUAGCUACCUUGCACAUGGAAAAGAGACUGCGCGCGCUGCGUUUCACCCUCCUUUUCGCCGUGGAGCCAUUGGCGUCACUGAACGAUGAUGAGAUUUUCUCUUCAUUUGCCCAUCGUGGAAUGGUAUGCACUUGUGCCCACCAUGUGCCUGUUCAUCUGCGACUGCUGGUUGGCUCUGGAAGGGUCAUGUUGCACUCCGAACGCCAUGCCAUGCAGUACUUUGCCUCAUUGUUCCUGACCGGCAUCGUGUUGUGUUGA